AUGACCUCUAAGCUAAUUGCUUCCAAUCUCCGUCACCAUCUAACAAAACCAGCCAAAAACCUCCGCCGCCAGCUUCUGUCCACGGCGGCGGAGGCGGCGGUGCCGGAACAAGAUGGGAACAGCUCCUCGGGAAUGAUGAUGAAGGGCGUACGAAUCUCCGGAAGACCCCUCUACCUGGACGUGCAGGCAACAUCUCCGGUGGACCCGCGUGUAUUGGACGCGAUGCUGCCUUUCUAUCUCUCUCGUUUCGGAAAUCCUCACUCCCGCACCCACUUCUACGGCUGGGAAUCCGACGAGGCCGUAGAACACGCGCGCGCUCAGGUCGCGUCCCUCAUCGGCGCAUCGCCCAAGGAGAUAGUCUUCACCUCUGGUGCCACCGAGUCCAACAACAUCUCCGUCAAGGGCGUCAUGCAUUUCUACAAGGACAAGAAGCGGCACGUGAUAACCACGCAGACGGAGCACAAGUGCGUGCUAGAUUCCUGCCGCCACCUCCAGCAGGAGGGUUUCGAUGUCACCUAUCUUCCGGUUGAGUCUGACGGGUUGAUUGAUUUGGAGAAGCUUAGGGCUGCGAUUAGGCCUGAUACGGGGCUUGUUUCGGUGAUGGCGGUGAACAAUGAAAUUGGAGUGGUUCAGCCGGUGGAGGAAAUUGGGAGAGUUUGCAAGGAGUUUAAUGUGCCGUUUCACACUGAUGCGGCUCAGGCGUUGGGGAAGAUUCCGAUUGAUGUGGACAAGUGGAAUGUGAGUUUGAUGUCGUUGAGUGGGCAUAAGGUUUAUGGGCCUAAGGGGGUUGGGGCUUUGUAUCUACGUCGAAGGCCAAGAAUUCGGGUUGAGCCACAGAUGAAUGGCGGUGGCCAAGAGCGGGGGAUUCGGAGUGGGACUAUUCCCACUCCUUUGGUUGUGGGGAUGGGUGCGGCGUGCGAGGUGGCGAAGAACGAGAUGGAGUAUGAUGAGAAGAGGAUUUCUGGUUUGCAGCAAAGACUGCUUAAUGGGAUUAGAGAGAAGCUUGAUGGGGUGGUGGUGAAUGGGAGCUUGGAGAGGCGCUAUGCGGGGAAUCUGAAUUUGUCAUUUGCGUAUGUUGAAGGGGAGAGUUUGCUCAUGGGGUUAAAGGAGGUGGCUGUGUCCAGUGGCAGUGCCUGCACCAGUGCUAGCUUGGAGCCUUCUUAUGUUUUGAGGGCAUUGGGAGUGGAGGAGGACAUGGCUCACACUUCUAUUAGGUUUGGAAUUGGGAGGUUCACUACCGAGUCUGAAAUUGACAGAGCAGUGGAGCUCACCGUUCAGCAAGUGGAGAAGUUGAGGGAAAUGAGUCCGCUUUAUGAAAUGGUCAAGGAAGGGAUCAACAUCAAGGAUAUUCAAUGGGCACAACACUGA
This is a messenger RNA of Sphenostylis stenocarpa, 1368 nucleotides long. The record is from the annotation of a GenBank genome assembly. Lineage: Eukaryota; Viridiplantae; Streptophyta; Magnoliopsida; Fabales; Fabaceae.